AUGUCGCAAAUGGCUCUUUCGCCUUGCCUGAAGUGCCUCCCCUGUACUCCCCAUCACAACCCAGCCCGCUCCUUCAUUUUCCAUCAGGCCUCAAAGCCCGAAAGAGUAAAUUCAUCAAAUUUCCCACGUAUUUGCUCAAGAAAUCCACGGGCACUCUCAGCUGCCGUCUCCUCAGGCACUUCAAAGUUCUCAUUUGAAUAUUUGCUUCUGGAAACCCUCCGUCGUGAAGAGGACGGCCCCUCGGCACUGGAACUCUUCAAGUGGGCCUCACGGCAGCCCGAUUUCAAGCCCACUCUCCCUAUAUACCAAGAAAUCAUCCAGAAGCUCGGGAAUGCGGGAUCGUUCAACGACAUACAGUGGGUUCUGGACGAUAUGAAGCGUUUGGGUGUUGAGCUCGAUGAAGGUACUUUAUUUAUCGUGAUUGAUAGUUGUGCGAAAUUCGAGAUGUACGACAUGGCAGUGGAUGUUCUCGAUUUGAUGCGGGAUGAGUUCCGGGUGGAGCCCACGACCCACACGUAUAACUUCCUGCUGAAUCUUCUCGUUGAUGGGAACAAGCUGAUACUCGUCGAGAAUGUGCACUCCAAAAUGCUGAGAGAAGGCGUGGUGCCCGACGGCUCGACUUUCAAUAUAUUGAUAAAGGCGUUGUGCAAGGACAACAGGAUAAGGCCUGCAAUCCUGUUGAUGGAGGAGAUGCCCAAAUACGGACUGAGCCCGGAUGAGCAAACCUUCACGACCAUAAUGCAGGGUUAUAUCCAAGAAGGUACCUUUGAUGGAGCUUUGAGGGUUUGGGAGCAGAUGGCCGCGGCCAAGUGCCCUUGGACUAAUGUGACGGUAAAUGUGUUGAUAAGUGGAUUCUGCAAAGAGGGCCGGGUCGAGGAGGCUCUGGUUUUCGUGCAAGAAAUGAUGAAAGAGGGUUUCUGUCCUGAUCAGCUCAGGUUCAAUACUUUAAUUAGCGGUCUUUGUAGAAUUGGGCACUUGGAUCAUGGGUUGGAGAUGCUCGACUUGAUGCUGCAGAAGGGCUUUGAUCCAGAUGUGUUCACGUACAACACUGUUGUGGCCGGCCUUUGUAAAUCAAGCCGAGUCAAGGAAGGCAUGGAGGUGCUCGAUCAGAUGCUUUCACGAGGCUGUGAACCAGAUACUGUCACGUACAAUUCCAUAAUCAGCACUUUGUGCAUGGAGAAUCGCGUCCAGGAAGCCACCGAGCUCGCUCGAUCCCUUACGGGCCGCGGUAUAAUUCCCGACGUGGCCACUUUCAAAUCCCUUAUACAUGGCCUGUGCUUGAGCAGCAAGUUCAGCAUGUCCAUGGAGUUAUUCCUAGAAUUGAAGACCAAAGGGUGCAAGCCCGACGUGUCCACUUACAACAUACUAAUCGACCUCUGCACCGAAGGCAAGCUCGAAGAAGCUUUAGAGCUCUUUAAAGACAUGGAGUCGAGUGGGUGUUCAAGAGAUGUGGUCACUUACAACAUUUUGAUAAAGGGCUUUUGCAAAAUCAGAAAAAUUGAAGAGGCUGAGAAAAUAUUUGACCAGAUUGAGCUGCAAGGCCUGUCUAGAGAUCAGAUCACAUACAGCAUCCUUAUUGAUGGUCUCUGUAAAUCAAAGAGGGUCCAAGAUGCAGCUCGGCUUAUGGACCAGAUGGUAAUGGAGGGACUGAAGCCCGAUAAGUUCACUUUUAACUCCAUCCUUACUUAUUUCUGCAAAGCUGGCGAUUUGAAAAAAGCGGCCGAUAUUGUCCAAAUGAUGACAUCAUCCGGGUGUUCAGGAGAUGUGGUCACUUACAACACCUUGAUGAAGGGCUUUUGCAAAAUCAAUAAAAUUGCAGAGGCCGAGAAAAUAUUUGACCAGAUUGAGCUGCAAGGCCUGUCUAGAGAUCAGAUCACAUACAGCAUCCUUAUUGAUGGUCUCUGUAAAUCAAAGAGGGUCCAAGAUGCAGCUCGGCUUAUGGACCAGAUGGUAAGGGAGGGACUGAAGCCCGAUAAGUUCACCUUUAACUCCAUCCUUACUUCUUUCUGCAAAGCUGGCGAUAUUAAAAAAGCGGCCGAUAUUGUCCAAAUGAUGACCUCAUCCGGGUGUGAACCGGAUGUCGUUACGUACUCUACUUUGAUCCAGGGACUGUGUAAAACAGGAAGAACAGAGUUUGCCGUACGACUCUUUAGGAGUUUACAGAUGAAAGGAAUGGAUUUGAACAGCUACACUUAUAACCAUGUGAUACUAGCGCUUUUUAUAGGGGGGAAAGUUAAAGAGGCAGUACGGCUUUUUAGGGAGAUGGAGGGAAAAGGAAUCUCUCCGAGUGCUUAUUCGUAUAAGAUUGUGUUUCGGGGGCUUUGUUCUGGUGGUGAUCCGAUAGGCGAGGCUGUAGAUUUCGCACUUGAGAUGAUGGAGAAAGGGCAUCUUCCGGAAUAUUCCUCGUUCAGUAUGCUGGCUGAUGGUCUCUGUGCUUUGAAAAUGGGGAAGACUUUAGUGAAGCUUGUGGAUAAGAUUAUGGUGAAGGCAGAGUUUUCGGAUAGGGAGGUGGCUAUGGUUAUGGGUUUUCUUAGUAUUGGUAACUUCACCAACGGGUUGACUGCUUUUGGCCGGAUUUUGGAUAGCCGGAGCCCUAGAAAAGGUUAA
Molecule: messenger RNA, 2607 nt
Organism: Striga hermonthica
Lineage: Eukaryota; Viridiplantae; Streptophyta; Magnoliopsida; Lamiales; Orobanchaceae
Source: the annotation of a GenBank genome assembly